Molecule: messenger RNA, 1952 nt
Organism: Durusdinium trenchii
Lineage: Eukaryota; Dinophyceae; Suessiales; Symbiodiniaceae
Source: the annotation of a GenBank genome assembly
AGAUGUUUUUGGCCCAAGAUGGAGGAUCCAAAAUAUGGAUCGAAGGACACGGCUGAACUUGCACAUGAAGAAGCGGAGCGGCAAGAUUUGGCACAAAUUGCUCCAGCCAAGUCAUGGUUUAGUUCUUUGAAGGGCGCAGUGCAAGGAGACAGGGACCCUACUGAUGCACUGGUCGCCAAGUACAAUCAGGGUCAAGACUCCGAUGAAGAAGAGAACGAUGACUACGGAGUUGAAGUUCGUCCUCCCAAGCCCUUCGUCGACACCCCACUGUUUAAUAUGUGUUUGGGAGUGGUCAUCGCACUGAACUCUGUGACCAUUGGCCUGGAAACCGAUUCGGUUGCGCAUGCAGUAGCAACACAAGAAGAGCACGACGAUCGUUUGUGGUACAUCGUGGAACUGAUUUUUUGCAUCUUUUUUUUGUUUGAACUCUUGCUUCGUUUGUACUUUCAUCGCCUGCGCUACUUCACCAACCCGGUGACACGAGCAUGGAAUGUGGCUGACUUCGUCAUUGUCUCGGUCUCCGUGGUGGACACGUUGAUUCUCAUCCCUUUCGGUGUGGGUGGCACGGCCCGGGUGGUGGCAAUGCUACGGUUUGUGAGGAUGAUGCGCUUGGCACGAUUGCUGCGGCUCCUGAAACUCUUCAAAGAGCUAUGGCUGAUGGUCAGCGGCCUCCUGCAGUCCUUAAAAACUUUGGGAUGGAUUUGUUUGGUGGCACUUCUCUUUUGCUAUGCUUGCGCAAUUAUCACAACAACAGUCAUUGGGCACAACGACGAGCUCUAUGACCCUUACUUUGCCAAAUCCGGAGGUUGGGACCACGAAGUGUACUUUGCAACAGUUUGGCGGUCCACAUUCACAUUGUUUCAAAUUAUGACUUUGGAUCAAUGGAAUGAAUCGGUGGUGCGUCAUGUGGUCGCAAACCAGCCGGCAAUGCUGAUUUUCUUCCUGAUUUUUGUUUGCAUCAGCAGCCUUGGGCUGAUGAGUAUUAUGAUCGGCGUUGUGGUGGAGAACACCUUGGCCACCGCAAACAAGGAUCAGAACAAGUUGAAAGCCAGGAGGGAGAGAGACCGGAAGCAGGUGUUUGGGCAGCUUCAGGAGAUUUUUGAAAUGGCCGAUGUAGAUGGCAGUGGCACUUUGAAGUUGGAGGAGGUCGAAUCCGCAAUUCAAAAGCCAGAGAUCUACAACAAGUUGAAAAUGAUUGAUUUUCCAGUUGAUGAUCCUGGGCAGAUCUUUGCUCUUUUGGAUUAUGAUGAGAGUGGAGAACUCACCACGGAAGAGUUCAUCACUGGAUGCAUCAGGAUGAAAGGACCAGCCAAGUCGAAGGACUUAUUGGUGGCGCAAGUUGGUGUGGAUUCCAUGCGAAAACAAUACGCUUUGUUUGAGCAAGAGAUGGAGAAAUUCCAAGCAAAGGUUGCCAUGCUAGAUGCCACCAUUCGAGCCGUCAUGUCACACGGUGAACAUGUUUUCCUCGACACUCGGCAGUAUCGCAUGCGUCAUCCAGACUUCAGAGCCCAAACCAUGAAGCGAAUGGCCACCGCUGAAUUCGAGAACAUGCCGUGGAAUCAAGAGGCAAACAAGGCGAACACUACGGCGGCUGCCAUUUUAGACACCCAAGGAGAUGAAGUUCAGGCUUUGACCGAUGGCCCCAGGGACGCCGCGAUUGCGGACUUGGCUCCCAUGCCGUUGGCUGAUGCAGGCGCAAAAGCCUUGGAAGACAAAGGUGAGGAGUAUGCCAUUGCUGUGCCCGGGUCCCUAUCCAAUUGACGUUGAGAGAAACGGUUUAGAGCACGUAGCGUGGCUCACAGCUUUCGAUGUUUCACACAACAGGUUGUCACAGCACAACUGCGCCUGGCCGCGCACAACUGCGCAUGGCAUGUUUUCACAGUUGGCACAGUUUCUUUGUUUCACUGCACCACUGACAAGAUGAGAAGGUCGCCAGAGCGCGCCUAGAGAAA